CAUGUUAGGUCCUUAAACAAUGUCAAGUACAAAAUUGAUCUGUCAAAAUAAAUCGUGGAUUCAUUUCUAAUUUCUAUUUAUCGAUUAGAUUAGGAAAAUGAUCAAACUGUUUUCAUUAAAGCAACAAAAAAAAGAUGAAGAAGGUUCAGCAAGAGCAGGAGGUUCACAAAAGAAAGCAUCAGCAGCGCAAUUGCGAAUUACAAAAGAUUUGAAUGAAUUAAACCUGCCCAAAACAUGUAGCACAGAAUUCCCAGAUCCAGAUGACCUACUUAAUUUCAAACUAAUCAUAUGCCCGGAUGAAGGUUUUUAUAGAGGAGGCAGAUUUAUAUUUAGUUUUAAGGUAGGUCCAAACUAUCCUCACGAGCCUCCCAAGGUCAAAUGUGAAACAGCAGUAUACCAUCCUAAUAUAGACUUGGAAGGCAAUGUUUGCCUCAACAUACUCAGGGAAGACUGGAAACCUGUGCUCACAGUAAAUUCUAUAGUGUAUGGUCUACAAUAUUUGUUUUUGGAACCAAAUCCAGAAGAUCCACUAAACAAAGAAGCGGCAGACGAACUCCAAAGCAACCGACGGCUAUUUGAACAGCACGUGCAGCGAGCUAUGCGCGGUGGAUACGUCGGCGCCUCAUACUUCGAACGGUGCCUCAAGUGAACCAUGAAACAAUACUGUAAAAUAAUGCUACCAACCCUAUAUAAAUAAAACAAUCUCACUUUAUUC
Galleria mellonella (greater wax moth) is the source of this 715-nucleotide messenger RNA. RefSeq names its product NEDD8-conjugating enzyme Ubc12 (gene UbcE2M). The record is from RefSeq and is a predicted model, not a curated record. Lineage: Eukaryota; Metazoa; Arthropoda; Insecta; Lepidoptera; Pyralidae. Bases 98 to 649 code for a protein of 183 amino acids. The transcript is spliced from 4 exons.